This is a messenger RNA of Fopius arisanus, 2340 nucleotides long. RefSeq names its product adenosine deaminase-like protein (gene Ada). The transcript is spliced from 7 exons. The record is from RefSeq and is a predicted model, not a curated record. Gene Ontology annotation, molecular function: adenosine deaminase activity. Gene Ontology annotation, biological process: inosine biosynthetic process; adenosine catabolic process. NCBI's taxonomy places the organism in Eukaryota, Metazoa, Arthropoda, Insecta, Hymenoptera, Braconidae. The coding region runs from base 51 to 1097 and encodes 348 amino acids.
AAAUUAAAUUUGCUAACCAAAAAAUGAAUACAAGUUAGGGUAACUUGAUUAUGACGGACAGAGUGAAAAUGGAGCUAAAGUAUUUCUGUGAAGCACUUCCUAAAAUAGAACUGCAUGCACAUUUGAACGGUUCAGUGAGUCCUCAGACACUCAAGAAACUCCAAAAGUUGAAGAGCAAUGGAGAUAAUUCAGCAUCCAUGCCAGACAUGGAAAAGUUUACGACACUAAAAGAGUGUUUCCAAAUGUUCAAUCUGGUACACUCCUUAACUGACACUCCGGAAGCUGUAUUUUUAGCGACACAUGAUGUAAUUCAGGAAUUUCACGAUGAUAACGUGAUUUAUCUCGAGCUGAGAAGCACCCCGAGAUCGAUAAAGGACCAGAUGACAAAGGAAGAGUACAUCGAGGCCAUCAUCAAAGCCAUUGAGGCAUGUAAAUGUAAAACUCCCGGUAUUCUGGUUAAAUUAUUAAUCUCAGUGAAUAGAAAGGAGGGAUUUACCAAUGCAGAGGAGAAUAUUAAAUUGGCAGUUAAAUAUCAUCGACAGUACCCAAUGAUAAUUGUGGGUAUUGAUUUGAGCGGGGAUCCAACUGAGGGAGAGGCUUAUAUUAAUCUCUUGCAGAAUUGCCGAGAUGAAGGAUUGAAAAUCGCUGCACAUUGUGCUGAAGUCCCAAAUGAAGAAGAAGUCGUGGAUAUUUUGAAUUUCAAGCCAGACCGACUCGGCCACUGCACAAACAUUCAUCCCAAUUUAAAAGGAACUCAAAAGAUCUACAGAAUGCUUUUAGAUUCUCGCAUUCCGGUUGAAUUGUGUCUGACAUCAAAUCUGAAAUGCAAAACUGUGGCAUCCAUCACUGAACACCAAUUUCCAUAUUUUUAUAAAGAAAAACAUCCCGUGUGCAUUUCAACGGACGAUAAGGGAGUUUUCAGUACGAGCUUAUCGGCUGAGUUUCAGCUAGCUGGUAAAAACUUUGGCCUAGAUAACAAUGAGCUGAAGAAUUUGUCCUUGUCUGCUGUUGAAUACUCAUUCGCCACGAAUGAGGAAAAAUGCAAACUGACCGAAAAAAUUAAAUUGUUCUCUCCUUGUUCAAAUACCUGUGAUUAAAAAUGAAAAAAAUAACUCGAAUAUGUAAUUUCUAUUUUUCUACUUUGAAAUAUAAUACAAGGCUCAAUUACUUUCGAUUGUUGUUGUUUUUUUUUAUUAAUAAUCGUGAGACACGUGUACAUAGAUUUACAGAUGAUAACUAAGCAGCUACCUUAUUCGAGAAAAUUGAAAAUAAAACCACGGUAAUUGAACGUUAUCAAUCUUCUCGUAUCUAUUCAUUUUUAUCAUUUCAAUGGAGUCAUAUAUUUACACAACAUUCAUUUUAUCGUUAUAAUUCGCCUCUAACUGCGGUACAAUUGCAAUUUUUUAUGAUUAAAAUUUCCUCAUUUCAUCUUAUUUUGUCAUUUAACUAAGCGCCGGGGGCACUACUGACACACGUACGAGAAUAAGUGCCCUAAUACCUUCAAUAAAAUAUAAAGAAUGCCUGUCAAUCGAAUCACAAUCGAGCAUGACAAGAAUAUUUAUAUUCAUCUAUUUAAAUAUUGCGUUUCACAGCGAAUUUCCUUCAUACUUCCGUCCAUUACCUAAACGUGUCAUUUUUUAUCUAUAAAUUAUGUCAAUUAUUCAAGUAUCUCAAUGAAUUGAAAAUUAUUAAAGGGAAAAGUCAAGUGGACUGCAAACACAGCACCAAUUGUCAAACAAAUAAUUUCAAAUUCAUUCGAAAAGUUCAUCACACGCGUAACAAUUCAAUCAUAAUCGAACAAAUCACUAUAUAUUUUUAAAUAAAUUCAAUUUUGUAACUAAAAUCAAUCUUUCCAAUAGCCAAAAUUCAUAAUUUCUCGUAAUCGAUAAAAAGCGGGACUAAUUGAGAUUCAAUUUUACAUCGAGCAUUAAUUCAAUACAACGAAAAAAUAUAUUAGUUAUAGCGACAAUAAUACCUAAUGAUUUUUUUCAAAGAGCAAUGCAAUGACAAUAAUUGGUGAUGUCGACAAUAUAUAAUGUGAGAAAUUGUUUCUAGAGUAAUUAUUCAUCAUACAACAGUCUUUUUUGGCUAAACUCAUCUCGAAAAAGCAUCUAUCCACAAGAGAGGACUUCCCAGUUGUCUCCCGAAAUCAUCGAAAAUUAACCGAAGAAUAAAGAGAGAAAAUAAAACAAGAAAUUGUAAAAAAUUACGCCACCACUUGACAAUCAUAAAACUACGCAACUUGUUCAAACCUCGCCACUGCCACUGUUAUUUAUUACACACUAAUAUCUUACUGUCACUACACACAUAAUCCUACAAUCUAUGACUAUAAAAAAAAAA